AUGGCUGAAUACGGGGACGCUCACAAGAGCGACGUCGCCCCUCCUAAGGAGGAAAGGCAUCCGGUGAAAUGGUACCGCUCGACAUUCUACAACAUGACCAUCCUCGGCCUCUGCAACCUCGCCGCCCCGGGCAUCUGGGGCGCCAUGAACUCCCUCGGCGCAGGCGGCGCCGCCUCCCCCAAAGUCGUCAACGCGGCCAACGCCCUGACCUUCUGCCUCAUGGUCGUCUCCUGCUACUUCUCCUCCGUGAUCGUGCACUACAUCGGGAUCAAGGGCGCCCUCAUCUUCGGAACCGUCGGCUACGCCCCCUUCGCCGCGGGCCUCUACACCAACAACCGCUACGGCGUGGAGUGGCUCAUGCUCCUCGGCGCCGCCCUCUGCGGCAUCUCCGCCGGCGUCUUCUGGAUGGCCGAGGCCGCCAUCGCCAUCGCCUACCCGGAGCCCUGGAACCGCGGCAAGGCCCUCGGCUACUGGCUCACCUACCGCCUCUGCGGCCAGAUCCUCGGCGGCGCCAUCAACCUCGGGCUGAACGCCGACAACGACCAGGCCGGCAAGGUGUCCUACACCGUCUUCAUCAUCUUCAUCGCCAUCCAGGCCGCGGGCCCGUUCGUGGGGUUCUUCCUGAACAAGCCCGAUAAAGUACAGAGGCAGGACGGGAAGAAGGUCAGCUUGGCGAUCCUGCAGAACCCGUGGUUCGAGAUCAGGGCGACGACGAGGAGUUUUCUGAAUCCCAAGUUCCUGUUGAUCGUGUUGUGGAUCGGGCAGGCUGUUUUUGCGGAGGCUGUGUUUUUCACGUAUCUUGCUACUUGGUUCUCCGUCCGCUCCAGAGCCCUCGGCUCCUUCCUCUCCGGCAUCGUCGCCGUGAUCUCGGGUAACCUCCUCGGCCACUGGCUCGACCGCGCCAAAGUCUCCCUCAAGACCCGCACCCGCUCGACCUUCUGGUUCCUCGUGGUGACGCAGGGGGCGUGGUGGACGUGGGCGACGAUCCUGGCGACGCGGUUCCGCCAGACGCGCCCGACGCACGACUGGGCGGACGAGAGCUUCGGGGCCGCCUUCGCCGUCUACAUCUUCCUCACCAUCGGCUUCCAGCUCAACUACCUCUUCCUCUACUUCGUCGUCACGCACCUGGCCCAGGGCGAGGAGGAGGUGAUCCGGUACGCGGCGCUGCUGCGCGGCACCGAGUCCGCGUGGCAGGCCGUGAGCUACGGGCUGACGUCGCUGACGCUGUUCGGCGAGGUCGGGGCCAUUUACUUCAACUUCGCGCUGUGGGCCGUGGCCAUCGGCCCGGCGUGGCUUGUGUUGAGGCACUUCGGCAUCGGGGAGGGGGAGGGCGUGGAGAGUGUGAGUGGUGUUGUGUCUAGCGAGGAUGGAGAGUCUCAGACGAAGAACUAG
Molecule: messenger RNA, 1392 nt
Organism: Colletotrichum karsti
Lineage: Eukaryota; Fungi; Ascomycota; Sordariomycetes; Glomerellales; Glomerellaceae
Product: duf895 domain membrane protein
Exons: 5
Coding region: 1-1392 (463 amino acids)
Biological process (GO): transmembrane transport
Molecular function (GO): transmembrane transporter activity
Source: RefSeq, a predicted model, not a curated record